This is a messenger RNA of Antechinus flavipes (yellow-footed antechinus), 2141 nucleotides long. RefSeq names its product calcium homeostasis modulator family member 2 (gene CALHM2). Lineage: Eukaryota; Metazoa; Chordata; Mammalia; Dasyuromorphia; Dasyuridae. The record is from RefSeq and is a predicted model, not a curated record. Bases 530 to 1501 code for a protein of 323 amino acids. The transcript has 3 exons. Gene Ontology annotation, molecular function: monoatomic cation channel activity.
AAGCCUCUUGGGGAGAGGAGGCUGAAGCUGCCUCCUGAUUGAUGCUGUUCAUUUUGUUCAAAAUAGAACCGAAAACUUUGUCAGCUCUGCCCAGGUGCCAAUCAUCUGAGCCCCAAACCGGGAGGGGAGACCCUUAGAGGUCGGCUAGUCUGGCCCCCUUCAUUUCCCCUUCCUUCUCCCUCUCCAGGAUUCUCCCCAGCUCAGCAUAGUGGGGGGAGGAGAGAGGAAGCCAUGGAACUCACAUCCUGGUUCUGCCCCAGGAGAGAGGGGACUGGGAGACCCCAUCACCAGUCACAGCCUGAAUGCAGUGCCAGCCCCGUGCUAAACGCUGGAGAUACAGAGAAAGGCACCAGCUGGUCCCCUGGUUCCCCAGGGGUCAGAAGGAGAGAGCUCAGGAGCGCCUCUGAGUCUGCUCAGGCUCCAGGUUCCUCCCUGCCACCCUCCCUGCCUCUCAGGGUCUUUGUGAGGAGAGGAGCCUGCUUUUGAAGCUCAUUGGUAUCUGGACUGACCGUCUCCUCCAGUCAUCGCCAUGUCCGCCCUGAUCGUGGAGAAUUUCCGCUUCCUGUCGCUCUUUUUCAAGAGUAAGGAUGUGAUGAUCUUCAACGGGCUGGUGGCCCUGGGCACGGUGGGGAGCCAGGAGCUCUUCUCCGUGGUGGCCUUUCACUGCCCUUGCUCCCCCACCAGGAACUACAUUUACGGCCUGACGGCCAUCGGGGUGCCCGCCCUGGCUCUCUUCCUCAUCGGCGUCAUCCUCAACACCCACACCUGGAACCUGGUGGCCGAGUGUCAGCUCCGCCGGGCCAAGAACUGCUCGGCCGCCCCCAACUUCCUCCUCCUGAGCUCCAUCCUGGGUCGGGCGGCCGUGGCCCCCGUCACCUGGUCCGUCCUCUCGCUGCUCCGGGGAGAGGCGUACGUCUGCGCCCUCAGCGAGUUUGUGGACCCCUCCUCGCUGGCCCAUGAGAACGGGGGCUUCCCGCAGGACCACGCCGUCGAGGUGCUGGCCAAGUUCCCCUGCGGGGAGGCCCCGGCAAACCUGUCGGGCUUCCAGGAGGAGGUGAGCCGAAGACUCAAGUACGAGUCCCAGCUUUUCGGGUGGCUGCUGAUCGGUGUGGUGGCUGUCCUGAUCUUCCUCACCAAGUGCCUGAAGCACUGCUGCUCCCCGCUGGGCUACCGCCAAGAGGCCUACUGGGCUCAGUACCGCGCCAACGAGUCCCAGCUGUUCCAGAGGACGGCCGAAGUGCACUCCCGGGUGCUGGCCGCCAACAACGUGCGCCGCUUCUUCGGCUUUGUGGCCCUCAACAAAGAUGACAAGGAGAUGCUGGAAGAGUUUGUGGUGGAGGGGACCCAGCCGAGGCCCCAGUGGAACGCCAUCACCGGCGUCUCCCUGUACCGUGAGAACCAGGGCUUCCCGCUCUACAGCCGGCUACACAAGUGGGCCCAGGGGGUAGUGGGCAACGGGACUGGGCCGGACAACCUGGAGAUGGCCUUCCUGGCUUCCUAGUCCUGCUGUGUCCCACCGUCCCCACACAGAGUGGCUUCUAGAAUCUGGGGUCCGCAGCCACAGCUGCCCCACUAAAUCCAGUUUGCCCGCUUCUUACUGUUGCUCCCGCUCCUAUGUGGAUGCCAAUCCCGUGCCCAAACCCAGGAGUUAGCAGAUUCCCAGAUGAUUCUGGGGUGGAUCAGAGGCAAACUGCUUUUACUAGCAUCACCAACGGGCCAUCAAAGGAGGCUGGAGGGCGGUGAGGGUGACAGCGUGUGGAAGCGGCCCAAGUUUGGAGAGAACCUGGUGGGCAGUGCAGUGGUCUGAGGACUCCUGGCACUCGAGCCCGUCCCACCGCAGCCUGCUGGAUCAGCGGCUUUACAAGAUGUUUUGGUCUUUUCCAAAGAAAAGCAGCUACUUGCACAAACCUCUGAACCCCAGGACACCAGAAAGAGUCACCCCGUGCCUACCGGUGGGCUCCUUAUGAGAAUGAAGUUGAAUGCAGUUAACUUGUGUCUAACUGCAUGUGAGUCAGGAAUGGACAUCUUCAGAAAAGGAAGAUUUGGAGACCUGGGGGAUCCCUAGUAAGCAGUUUUCCUCCAGCUUCCACUGCCUUUUUCUCUUUUUAAACAUUUUUGAUAAAGACUUUGCUGUAACAUUG